GUUUCUUUAGUUCUGAGCGAAAUACUAACGCUUCUUAAAGUGGCUCUUUAUUCGUGAAAACCUCAUUUUACUUGGAUUUGAAAAGUUUUGGUCGCUUUAGUUUUCUAACUGUGAUAUAAAAUUAAAUUGCAUCAGCCGGUUCACGAAGGACCCCGGCACGUUAUUGUGUCUCAGUCAGAAAGGUUUGGAAGGGAUCGACAGACAGACAUCGCUCCGUACUGCCAGAGGCCGAGUGGUUCCCCUGGAGCUGAGAGCUGUUUGAUUCGGUUUCGAGUCGUUUUUUCCGGUGAAGAGUGAUUCAGGCGUCCGCCGCGGGCAGCCUUCUCUUCGGCUUGAACAUGGCGGGGGAUGAGUCCGGAGCGACGCUCGGCCAGCCUCAUCUGGCCAAACAGGAUCUCCACAGCCUGGACGUGUCCACGCUGACGCCUCUGUCUCCAGAGAUCAUCAGCAGACAGGCCACCAUCAACAUCGGCACCAUCGGCCACGUGGCCCACGGCAAGUCCACGGUGGUGAAGGCCAUCUCGGGCGUGCACACGGUCCGCUUCAAGAACGAGCUGGAGAGGAACAUCACCAUCAAGCUGGGCUAUGCCAACGCCAAGGUGUACAAGCUGGACGACCCCAGCUGCCCCCGGCCCGAGUGCUACCGGUCGUGCGGCAGCAGCACGCCGGACGAGUUCCCCACAGACAUCCCCGGAACCAAGGGGAACUUCAAGCUGGUCAGACACGUGUCGUUUGUCGACUGUCCCGGUCACGACAUCCUGAUGGCCACCAUGCUGAACGGAGCCGCCGUCAUGGACGCCGCCCUGCUGCUCAUCGCGGGGAACGAGUCGUGUCCUCAGCCUCAGACGUCGGAGCAUCUGGCCGCCAUCGAGAUCAUGAAGCUGAAGCACAUCCUGAUCCUGCAGAACAAGAUCGACCUGGUGAAGGAGAGCCAGGCCAAGGAGCAGUACGAGCAGAUCCUGGCCUUCGUCCAGGGCACGGUGGCGGAAGGCGCUCCCAUCAUCCCCAUCUCCGCCCAGCUCAAGUACAACAUCGAGGUGGUGUGUGAGUACAUCGUCAAGAAGAUCCCGGUUCCUGUCAGAGACUUCACCUCCGAGCCCCGGCUCAUCGUCAUUAGAUCGUUUGAUGUCAACAAACCUGGCUGUGAGGUGGACGACCUGAAAGGGGGCGUGGCCGGAGGAAGUAUCCUGAAGGGCGUGCUCAAGGUGGGCCAGGAGAUCGAGGUGCGUCCAGGAAUCGUCUCCAAAGACCAGGAGGGGAAGCUGAUGUGUAAACCCAUCUUCUCCAAGAUCGUGUCUCUGUUCGCCGAGCACAACGACCUGCAGUACGCCGCGCCGGGCGGCCUGAUCGGCGUGGGAACCAAGAUCGACCCCACGCUGUGCCGCGCCGACCGCAUGGUGGGCCAGGUGCUGGGCGCCGUGGGAGCGCUGCCCGAGAUCUUCACCGAGCUGGAGAUCUCCUACUUCCUGCUGCGCCGCCUGCUGGGCGUCCGCACCGAGGGCGACAAGAAGGCCGCCAAGGUCCAGAAACUGUCCAAGAACGAAGUGCUGAUGGUCAACAUCGGCUCGCUGUCCACCGGCGGCCGCGUCAGCGCCGUGAAGGCCGACCUGGCCAAGAUCGUCCUGACCAACCCGGUCUGCACCGAGGUGGGCGAGAAGAUCGCCCUGAGCCGCCGCGUGGAGAAGCACUGGAGGCUCAUCGGCUGGGGUCAGAUCAGGAGGGGCGUGACCAUCACUCCCACGGUGGACGACGACUGAGGGGAUCGAACCGGGCAUCCCGGGCCAGAGCGUCCCGCUGUCCCCCUACCGGCUUGGUUUUUGGUUUCAUGUUUAUUUUCCCAGGAGCAGCAGAACGGAGCGGUGCCUCCUCCUCUGCUGCCCCCUGCUGGAGAGGAGGAGGUGCAGCGGCGUCCAAUAAAGAGUUUUGGAAGAACA
Messenger RNA from Salarias fasciatus (jewelled blenny), 1934 nucleotides. RefSeq names its product eukaryotic translation initiation factor 2, subunit 3 gamma (gene eif2s3). Lineage: Eukaryota; Metazoa; Chordata; Actinopteri; Blenniiformes; Blenniidae. The coding region runs from base 339 to 1757 and encodes 472 amino acids. Gene Ontology annotation, cellular component: eukaryotic translation initiation factor 2 complex; cytosol. The transcript has 11 exons. The record is from RefSeq and is a predicted model, not a curated record. Gene Ontology annotation, biological process: formation of translation preinitiation complex. Gene Ontology annotation, molecular function: GTPase activity; GTP binding; tRNA binding.